AUGGCCACCCUCCGCCGCUUCUCGCCCUUCGACCUGCUCCGCUUCAACAACGUGAACCUGGACCCGCUGACGGAGACCUUCACGAUGGGCUUCUACCUCCAGUACCUCGCCAAGUGGCCGCAGUACUGCUUUAACGUCGACGCGCCGCACGGCCGCUCGAUGGGGUACGUGCUCGGCAAGGCGGAGGGGUCGGGCGCGCCUGGCAAGCUGGACGCCGGGCUGCCGUGGCACGGACACGUCACGGCCGUCACGGUGCCGCCCGAGUACCGCCGCCUCGGCACCGCCCACGCGCUGAUGGGUCUGCUCGAGUCGGUGUCGGAUCACGAGGCGGCGUGGUUCGUGGACCUGUUUGUGCGGCGGUCAAACGGCGUCGCCAUCAGCUUCUACGAGAGCCUGGGCUACUCCGUCUGUCGGCACGUGCUCGGCUACUACUCUGGCGACGAGGACGCAUACGACAUGCGGAAGCCGCUCUCACGAGACGCGGACCGAAGGUCGGCGGUGCCACUGCCCAAUCCCAUACACCCGGAGGAGCUGGAGGACGAUUAG
Messenger RNA from Emiliania huxleyi CCMP1516, 546 nucleotides. RefSeq lists its product as hypothetical. Gene Ontology annotation, biological process: N-terminal peptidyl-methionine acetylation. Gene Ontology annotation, molecular function: protein-N-terminal amino-acid acetyltransferase activity. Gene Ontology annotation, cellular component: NatB complex. The record is from RefSeq and is a predicted model, not a curated record. The transcript has a single exon. NCBI's taxonomy places the organism in Eukaryota, Haptophyta, Isochrysidales, Noelaerhabdaceae. The coding region runs from base 1 to 546 and encodes 181 amino acids.